AUGAGCCAGCCAUAUCAGUCCGGUGCACCCAGCGCUGGCGGCGCCGACUUCUUGCCAAGGCCGCGUCAGGAGAUGGAGUAUAUCUGUGCUGACUGUGGUGCUAAGAAUGAAAUAAAAUCUAGAGAACCUAUUCGCUGUCGAGAAUGUGGGCAUCGUAUCAUGUACAAAAAGAGGACCAAACGAAUGGUUCAAUUCGAAGCUAGGUAG
Pisolithus orientalis is the source of this 207-nucleotide messenger RNA. RefSeq names its product DNA directed RNA polymerase. Gene Ontology annotation, biological process: DNA-templated transcription. Gene Ontology annotation, cellular component: RNA polymerase III complex; RNA polymerase I complex; RNA polymerase II, core complex. Bases 1 to 207 code for a protein of 68 amino acids. Gene Ontology annotation, molecular function: zinc ion binding; DNA binding; DNA-directed RNA polymerase activity. The transcript is spliced from 3 exons. The record is from RefSeq and is a predicted model, not a curated record. Lineage: Eukaryota; Fungi; Basidiomycota; Agaricomycetes; Boletales; Pisolithaceae.